AUGGCGCAAUGUUAUUCAGAUGAGCUCGAUACCGAGUCAUUUCGCCUGGCGAUUAUCUCAUCGGGCAUUCACCCAGAUACAGAGUCUCAAAUCCCUAGUGUCACUCUCACGAAACACGACCUCCACGGUGCUGCAAACCUCGCCUACAAUGCGCUGUCUUACACCUGGGGCUCACCACGAGACAGCCCCCCACUCACCGAUAAGGUCAGCAACACAACAAUACUUCUGAAUGGGCUACCAUUCGAGGUCCAGGCGAACCUUUAUGAUGCUCUUGCUGAAUUGCAGGUCUCAUGCUCAGAGACCCCCAUCUGGAUAGAUGCGCUGUGUAUCAACCAGUCCAACUCCAACGAGAGAUCCCCGCAGGUCUCGGUCAUGAAUCAGAUAUACGGAAAAGCAAACCGCGUGAUUGUCUGGCUUGGAAAGACCUUUCCCGAGCUAGAGAUUGGACUCAGAGCAGUUGAGAGACUUGGUGCUGCGUCGGUUCCCGAGACGCUUCGGAUGAUUCGAACGCAGACCUGGGAUUUCAGCUCUGAUUUGUCAACUAUGCCGGAGCGCUAUGGCAUGGAUCCUGUGACUGAAGAAGAAGCAAUUGGUUUGGUCGCGCUUUACAUGAGUAAUUGGUUUACCCGGAUCUGGAUCAUACAGGAAGUUUCCCUCACCAGCGACGUGGUCAUUCUGUGUAACGGUAGAUUCACGGUCUUUGACUACGUGGGUUACACAGCGGCGUUUCUACACUACAGCGGAUUCUUCCAAUCUGUAGUGGACCUUGUUCCUAAAGACAGGCCUGGUAUUUAUAUUCGAGGCGGGAUCAACAUCUUUCAUGCAGAGAGAAUCCAAUUACUUCGUGAGUGGUGCAAAGGCAAGCAGAGUGCGUGGACCGGUGUCCUUGCUAUGAUUGAUCUGGAGGCUGGCCUCGCAAAGCAUCAUUCAAAUCCCUCGGCGAUGGUUCCCCUGCGCGUGCUAUUCUCAACCUUUGGAAUGAAGUCGACAGAUCCUCGGGAUUCUAUCUACGGGUGGAAUGGCAUCUUGAAGCACAUGGCAGCUCAAGAGGGGGUGUCUCUGCCGUCUGUGUUCGAGCCAGAUUACGAUAUGGAUAUCAAAGACUUGCUGCGAAAUGUCGCCUGCAGCAUCAUCGAGACGACUGAUUCUCUUGUCUAUCUGAGCCUCGUCAAGGACCCCAGCAUGCGAGGAACUCCAGGCCUUCCAUCUUGGGUUCCUGACUAUCCACCGGUUCUAUACAACAGCGUCCAUGGGCCAAACUUUAGAUCUAUUGGAACUGUCAAUUCUUCGAAACAUGUUCCCCACUCCCCCAAUCAAUAUCCAUUCACCAUUACUAGAAAGGUCCUUAACGUCUUUGGCUUUCGUCUCGGCACAGUGCAGAAAAUUGGCGAAGCUUUUCUUGAAUGCCUUCAAGGCCGUCUUAGGAUGCUUGGCGACAUUCUUCUUAGUAUGGAUGAGACCUAUACAUAUACAAACCAACCGGCAGAUGAAGUUCUUUGGAGAACUCUGAUCUGGGAUACCGAUUUCACAAAUAGGCCAUCGAAGCUCAUCCGACUGGAGGACUUUCAGAGGGCCGUCGCACAUAAUUACGUACGUGCGCUACAGUAUGUGUUCAAAGAAGCAAAGUCAGCCUCUGCCGGCCAUGCUCUGGUCCUCCAAGCAAUUAGCAGCAUGACUUACCUGGACGAAAUAGCUGCCAAAUUCCCUAACAGUAUAUUUCCAAGCACAAAGCUCAUCAAAUCCCUUUGUGCCAGCUUGGAUACUAUACCUCAAGACACUGAUGGCUGUGAUACGAAAGAGUUACAGAAGCUUAUGGAACCACUGUCGAAGCAUGCCAUGCCGCCUGGUAAUAUCAUGGCGUCGACGUGGAUUUAUCGCAGGGCAUUCCUUACUGAUACGGGGUAUUUAGGCAUGGGACAUGAAUCGACUCAAGCCGGGGAUGAGGUUUGGAUCAUCUCUGGGUCUCCUGCUCCGCUCAUUAUAAGAAAAUCAGGGGAGGGAAAUGAGUAUUGUCUCAUUGGAGAAUCAUACGUGCACGGCGCUAUGCAGGGAGAGGCUGUUACUGAUGAAGUUACUUGGAAAAAGAUUAAGAUAGUCUGA
Messenger RNA from Fusarium musae, 2100 nucleotides. RefSeq lists its product as uncharacterized. The record is from RefSeq and is a predicted model, not a curated record. The transcript has a single exon. NCBI's taxonomy places the organism in Eukaryota, Fungi, Ascomycota, Sordariomycetes, Hypocreales, Nectriaceae. Bases 1 to 2100 code for a protein of 699 amino acids.